Messenger RNA from Leptosia nina, 759 nucleotides. NCBI's taxonomy places the organism in Eukaryota, Metazoa, Arthropoda, Insecta, Lepidoptera, Pieridae. The record is from the annotation of a GenBank genome assembly.
AUGUCGUCUUGGAAAAAAGCUUCUAAGGCUAACCAAAAAACACAUCGCGAAAGGCACCAACCCGCCUCUCGAAAACAUUUGGGGUUACUUGAAAAGAAAGAAGAUUACAAGAAAAGAGCAAAUGAUUACCACAAAAAGGGAGAGACGCUUAAACUUAUACGCAAAAGGGCGCUUGAUAAAAAUCCAGAUGAGUUCUACUAUCACAUGAUAAAUUCGCGUAUGAAGAAUGGGGUACACCAUGAGUUAGCGAAAGAUGAUGAACAUUCCAAAGAACAAAUACAGUUAAUGCAGUCUCAAGAUAUCAAGUAUGUGAACAUGAAACGCAUUAUGGAAAGCCGCAGUAUUCAACGGUUACAGUCAGAAUUACACAUGUCAGAUGUAGCGGAUUCUACUCCUAACACACACAUAUUCUUUGUGGAUGAGGGGGAAGAAAAGGACUUUGAUAUUGCCAAAAGACUGGAUACACAUCCAGCUCUCAUUAAUAGAAAAUCAAAUAGACCUAGGAUGUCUGAUCUUCAUAAAUUAAAAUUGCCCGUAGUUGACGAAAAGACACUUGAAUCUGCAAAGAAAGCUAAAGAAGCAACUUACAAGGAACUAUCUAAGAGAAUUGAGAGGGAAAAGUUUUUGACAGUCACCCAACAGAAAAUGGAAAUAAAAAGACAUCUUCAAGACGCCAAAUAUCUGAAACCUAAGAAAAUACAUAAAGGUACUGCAGUUUCUGCGCCAGUUUAUGAAUUCCAAUAUAACAGAAAGAAAUAA